AUGGAUUCUGCAGAGCUCGCUCCGUUUCACGACCAGGUUACCGCCGCUUUGGUGCAGGUGAGCCGCACCGUCGGUCAGCUGGCGUCGGAGGACCUAGGUUUCCACCGUACUUCGAGCGCAGACUUCACAGAGUCGCUCGAUGACCAAAGCGAUCGGAUUCUUACCCUGACGACUGCCUUGCUCAAGGCUGCUACCGCUGGCACUGAAGUCGCUGCGCCUACACUGGACACGGAAGAUUCGAUCGAGGACAAUUGGCGUGGUGUCGUGGAUGUGAUCGAUUCGCUUCUCGAGAAAGCCGAUGCUUGUUUGGACGAGUUCACGGGUGUGAUCAAGAAGUUGAGCCCCUCACAAGAAGAACAGGCACCGGUGGUUAGAAAAACAUCUAGAUUCCCAACCACCUUCGACUACGGCCCAUCAAAAAUCCCCAAGCCGCAGCUGCUGUUCGAUCGCAAGCCCGAUAAUUCAGACCUGGGCCCUUUCCAUCCUCUUCUCAAGACCAAACCUCAUGCCAGUAUUCCUCUUGAAAAAUCUCUGAAACAACGACAAAUCGAUGGCGCAACUGCCUACCCGCAUCCUUACGAGACCGAGAUUCGCAAUGCGCAAUACCCAAAGCCUGUUUACAAGACAUCUCCUGCCAUCGAUUAUCUUUCAUUCGAGGGCACAACCGCUACCUUUGUUGACACCUUGGAAGGUGUUAAGGAGAUGCUUGAAGAGCUGAAGCAGGCUAAGGAGAUCGCGAUUGAUUUGGAACACCACGAUGUACAUUCCUAUCACGGCCUGGUGUCUUUGAUGCAAAUUAGCACACGGAACAAGGACUGGGUGGUUGAUACCCUGAAGCCGUGGAGGGAAGAACUCCAGAUUCUCAACGAAGUCUUCGCGGACCCCAAAAUUCUGAAGGUGCUUCACGGAUCCACUAUGGAUAUCAUCUGGUUGCAGCGUGAUCUCGGAUUGUACGUGGUUGGCAUGUUCGACACCUUCCAUGCCGCAUCUGCCCUAGGAUACCCUAAGAGGAGCUUGAAGUACCUGCUUAAGAAGUUUGUCGACUUUGAAGCCGAUAAGCGGUAUCAGAUGGCCGAUUGGCGUGUUCGUCCACUUCCAUCUGGCAUGUUUGACUACGCCCGAUCGGAUACUCACUAUCUCCUGUUUAUCUAUGAUUCUUUGCGCAAUGCACUCAUUGCGGCUUCAACGCCGGAAGAAAGCCUCAUCGACUAUGUGCAAGAGCGCUCAAAGAACGAGGCCUUGCAGAGAUACGAACGCCCUGUCUACGAUGCGGAGAAGGGCCAAGGUGCUGGAGGUUGGUACGAUCUGCUUUCUAGAAACCCAGGCGGAGCGCUUUCCAAAGAGCAAUUUGCGGUCUUCAAAGCCAUUCACCAGUGGCGCGACGAGGUAGCACGUGCCGAGGAUGAGGGCUGGCAAUGCGUGUUCCCCAAGCAUAUGCUUUUCAAGCUUGCUCAAGUUAUGCCCCUUGACAUGGGGACCUUGUUGCGCACCCUUUCACCCAUGACCCCCCUCACCAAGAGCCGGGCUAGUGAUCUGCUUGCUACUAUCAAGGAGGCUCAUGCUGCUGGGGCUACAGGUCCGGAAUGGCGCGAUAUCGCACCCCCACCCAAAGGUCUUCGAACGGCCCUGGCUGUCGACAUGGAAGAUGUCGAUUUCCCCAUUGCUGAGCGUUACGAGACAUCUCAGUUCUGGGGCGACAUUCUGCAAGUCCAAGAGCCCUCUGCCCCUGCAUCAUACUCCGCUGUUGCAUCGUUGGAAGCUCUCCGACUUUCUCUUCCUUUGCCGCCAAUGCCUACUACCGUCUCCCAAGCUCGUGAAAAGCUUGUUGUCUCAGCCAAUGCCCAACCAACCCCGGCUCCACAAGCGGCCCCUGAGCCCGCUCCUGUUCCCGAAGAGCCCAAGUACUUCACUGUGAAAGACCUCGGUGCUCCACGCAAGCGAAAGGUUGCUGCAGUUGCCACUCCCGACGAAGAACUGUCUACGCCCGAUAGCUUGGCCGGACCAAGCGACGAACCAGAGUUGACCGAGAAGCAACGCAAAAAACUACGCAAGGAGAAGAAGAAGACUCAGAAGGCUGCCCAAGCUGCCUCUCAAUCCGAGGCUGACUCCACUCCCUUUGACUAUAACACUGCGGAUUCAAUCCUCAACGUGGCUUCCACAGCUGCGCCGAGCGUUCAACAGAGAAAGAAGCCCUUCAACCCCUAUGCUAAGGCCCUGGAGGCUCCCUCCGGCGCACGCAAGCAGAAGCGCAACGAUGCUGGAAAGUCUUUGACAUUCCGCAAGUAA
Molecule: messenger RNA, 2286 nt
Organism: Penicillium cataractarum
Lineage: Eukaryota; Fungi; Ascomycota; Eurotiomycetes; Eurotiales; Aspergillaceae
Product: exosome nuclease subunit RRP6
Exons: 1
Coding region: 1-2286 (761 amino acids)
Biological process (GO): exonucleolytic trimming to generate mature 3'-end of 5.8S rRNA from tricistronic rRNA transcript (SSU-rRNA, 5.8S rRNA, LSU-rRNA); poly(A)-dependent snoRNA 3'-end processing; nuclear polyadenylation-dependent snRNA catabolic process
Cellular component (GO): nucleolus; nuclear exosome (RNase complex)
Molecular function (GO): nucleic acid binding; 3'-5'-RNA exonuclease activity; nucleotide binding
Source: RefSeq, a predicted model, not a curated record